Messenger RNA from Malania oleifera, 543 nucleotides. RefSeq lists its product as uncharacterized. NCBI's taxonomy places the organism in Eukaryota, Viridiplantae, Streptophyta, Magnoliopsida, Santalales, Ximeniaceae. Bases 1 to 543 code for a protein of 180 amino acids. The record is from RefSeq and is a predicted model, not a curated record. The transcript is spliced from 3 exons.
AUGAGAGAUAUUCAACAUGUUAUUGAUCUUGUUCCUGGUUCAUCUUUACCUAAUUUGCCACAUUAUAGAAUGAACCCAAAGGAACAUGACGAGCUAAAGAGGAAGUUGGGGCAUAGACACAUAAAAUGGGUUGAGUACAUACAACAGUUCACCUUUGUGCUCAAAUACCGAGCUGGUGUCGAGAACAAAGCAGCUGAUGCUUUGAGUCGGGUCGUAGCCACAUUGGAGACACUUCAUAUUAAGGGUACUUCUAUUACUCACCCUGAUUUUGUCAUUCAUGAUGGGUUCCUUUUCAAGGGAACAAGAUUGUGCAUCCCAUCCACAUCUCUACGUGACCAAUUGAUUGAAGAGUUACAUGCGAGGGGCACCGCAGGUCAUUUUGGUAAGGACAAGACAAUUGCUAUGGUAGAAGAUAAGUUUUAUUUGCCUAGUAUCAAGAGGGAUGUUGCCAUAAUUGUUUCCCACUGCCGCACAUGUCAGACAGCUCAGGGUAGGAAACAAAACACUAUUGCCAGUACCACACGUACCUUGGCAAAACAUUAG